Molecule: messenger RNA, 2172 nt
Organism: Lachancea meyersii CBS 8951
Lineage: Eukaryota; Fungi; Ascomycota; Saccharomycetes; Saccharomycetales; Saccharomycetaceae
Source: the annotation of a GenBank genome assembly
AUGAACUUGUCCAGGGUCGUAGUGCGCUCAUUAUUUGUGAAUGGGACGAUAUUAAGACCCUUCGGGAGCCGGCUUCCUAUGCUGGCUUUGAGGGCCAGAAAAACGUGGAAUCAAAAAAACCUCUACUCUACAACCCCAAAUGCUGGCAAGCCUUCAAAUGCAACGCUGGGAGCCAGUGAAGCUUUUGGGACAAAUAGCAGCGAAAAUUCUGUUGACAACCAGCCAGUUACUCAUGCGCUGCUGGCCCAGAAGGAGCAGCUUGCAAACAAGGAGCUUAAUAACGCAUCUGCACAAUCAGAAUUCUAUAAGCUGCUUCUGAAGUCUAAUUACCCACAGUACGUUGUUUCAAGAUUCGAGACACCUGGCAUUGCCUCUUCUCCAGAGUGCAUGUCUCUGUAUAUGGAAGCACUGCAGAAAACGGGAAGACACGCUGACGCUGAAGGUGUCAGGCAGACCCUCAUUGGAGCAAGUGCCGCUCAAGGAGCAGGUGCAGCGUCCGGUGCUGAAUACGCCAAACAAGCAUCCUCCGGGUCCCUCGGUUCCGUUGGUUAUAAUCCCUUCAUCGGCUCAAGAAAAGAGCCUUUGCAUGUCGUUGUCACCGAAUCUACUUUCACUAUAGUAUCCAGAUGGAUCAAAUGGCUGGUAGUUUUCGGCUUGGUCACAUACGGCCUUUCAGAGGGCUUCAAAUACAUAACUGAAAACACCACACUGUUGAAGUCAUCCGAGGUAGCAGACAAAUCCGUCGAUGUUGCCAAAACCAAUGUGAAGUUCGAUGAUGUCCGAGGCUGCGAAGAAGCCCGUGCCGAGCUGGAGGAGAUUGUCGAUUUUUUGAAGGACCCCACCAAGUACGAGUCAUUGGGCGGCAAGCUUCCCAAGGGCGUUCUUUUGACCGGUCCUCCCGGUACUGGUAAAACUCUGCUAGCGAGAGCAACAGCAGGGGAAGCAGGUGUAGACUUCUUUUUCAUGUCAGGGUCCGAAUUUGACGAGGUUUAUGUGGGUGUUGGCGCCAAGCGAAUUCGUGAGUUGUUUUCUCAAGCUAGAAGCCGUGCUCCGGCCAUCAUUUUCAUCGAUGAGUUGGAUGCCAUUGGAGGAAAGCGUAAUCCAAAAGACCAAGCAUAUGCAAAGCAAACCCUGAAUCAGCUACUAGUGGAACUAGACGGCUUUUCUCAAAGUAGCGGGAUAAUCAUUAUUGGUGCUACCAAUUUCCCGGAAUCGUUGGAUAAAGCCUUAACUAGACCUGGUCGUUUCGACAAAGUUGUCAACGUCGACUUACCCGAUGUUCGUGGCCGUGCCGAUAUCUUGAAGCAUCAUAUGAAAAAAGUAACGCUAGCUUCGGAUGUUGACCCCACUAUUAUCGCUAGAGGUACACCAGGUCUCUCUGGUGCAGAGCUCAUGAAUUUGGUAAAUCAGGCCGCCGUUUACGCAUGCCAGCAAAACGCGAUCGCUGUUGAUAUGAAUCACUUUGAAUGGGCAAAGGAUAAGAUACUGAUGGGCGCUGAGAGAAAAACCAUGGUUUUGACCGAAGCAUCGAGAAGGGCCACAGCUUUCCAUGAAGCUGGACAUGCCAUCAUGGCGAUGUACACACCAGGUUCCACACCUCUUUACAAAGCUACCAUCUUACCGAGGGGCAGAGCGCUAGGAAUAACUUUCCAACUGCCCGAGAUGGACAAGGUCGACAUUACCAAAAAGGAGUGUUUGGCUAGGCUCGAUGUCUGCAUGGGUGGUAAAAUAGCAGAAGAGAUCAUCUACGGAAAGGAAAAUACUACCAGUGGUUGCGGAUCUGAUCUACAAAGCGCUACCAAUACCGCCAGAGCCAUGAUAACACAAUACGGUAUGAGCGACAGUGUAGGUCCUGUAAACCUUGCCGACAAUUGGGAGAGCUGGUCGGGUAAAAUCCGUGACAUAGCAGAUAACGCAGUUAUUGAAGUGCUGAAAGAUUCUGAGGAGAGAACGAGGAAAAUGCUCUCUGAAAAACACAGGGAACUUGAGCGUUUGGCUGAGGGACUGAUGGAGUACGAAACGUUAGACUCAUCGGAAAUUCAAUUAGUAUGCAAAGGAGAAUCGAUCUCAAAAGCUAAGAUGAAAACGAACACGGUUGUGGAUGGACCUGACAGUGACGACAGGAAAGGAAAGGGCGACCAGUCCAAAAUCCCGGUUUUGAUCAAGGCUUGA